AUGAAGCGAUCAAUCAACGAAGUCAUCGGAUCUUCUUCGGCGAAUCCACUCGAUUCCGCCAAAUCCAUGAAGCCAGUCUUCCUCACCAAAGCCCAGCGCGAAGAAUUAGCCCUAAAGAAACGCCAGGAUGUAAUCGCCGAGCAGCGUCUCCGCCGCGAGCAACUCGGUCGCCCCGAGCCCGAGGAUGAAGACGCGAACGGAGACCGCGGCAAGGAUCGGGAACGAGACCGCGACCUAGAUCGGGUCCGGGACCGAGAGCGCGACCGCGAUAGGGAGAGAGAUAGAGGGCGAGACCGCGAUAGGGAGAGAGAGCGUGACCGUGACCGUCGUGAUCGAGAUCGUGAGCCGGACCGGCGAGUUCGAGAUCGGGAGCGGGAGGAGGAGACCAAGGCGAGGGAGAAGGCGCGGGUUGAGAAGUUAGUCGAGCGAGAGAGGGAGAAGGAGCUCGACGCCAUCAAAGAGCAGUACCUCGGAGGCAAGAAGCCGAAGAAGAGAGUCAUCAGGCCAAGCGAGAAGUUCCGUUUCUCUUUCGAUUGGGAAAACACAGAGGACACCUCGAGGGACAUGAACGCUCUCUACCAAAACCCUCACGAAGCUCAGCUUCUCUUUGGCAGAGGGUUCCGCGCCGGCAUGGACCGCCGCGAGCAGAAGAAGCAAGCGGCCAAGCACGAGAGAGAGAUGCGCGACGAGAUCCGCAAAAAGGACGGCGUCGUUGAGAGACCCGAGGAAGCCGCUGCACAGAAGGAGCGAGAAGAAGCGGCGGAUGCAUACGACUCGUUCGACAUGAGAGUCGAUAGGCACUGGAGCGACAAGAGGCUAGAGGAGAUGAGCGAAAGGGAUUGGCGAAUCUUCAGGGAAGAUUUCAACAUCUCUUACAAGGGCUCUAGAAUCCCUCGUCCAAUGAGGAGCUGGGAAGAGAGCAAGCUAAGCUCUGAGCUUUUAAUGGCUGUGGAGAGAGCUGGCUACAAGAAACCUUCUCCAAUUCAAAUGGCAGCGAUACCACUAGGGCUUCAACAGCGUGAUGUGAUCGGCAUUGCAGAGACUGGCUCCGGUAAGACCGCUGCUUUCGUCUUGCCUAUGUUAGCUUACAUAUCGAGAUUGCCGCCAAUGAGCGAAGGGAAUGAGAAGGAAGGUCCGUACGCUGUGGUUCUUGCACCUACUCGUGAGCUUGCUCAGCAGAUUGAGGAGGAGACUUAUAAAUUCGCGCAUUAUCUAGGGUUUAACGUGACUUCCAUAGUGGGAGGUCAGUCGAUUGAGGAGCAGGGGUUGAAGAUUGUAGCGGGGUGUGAGAUUGUGAUUGCAACUCCUGGUCGUUUGAUUGAUUGCCUUGAGAGGCGUUACGCUGUGUUGAACCAGUGCAACUACGUGGUUCUUGAUGAGGCUGAUCGGAUGAUUGACAUGGGGUUUGAGCCACAGGUUGCUGGUGUGUUGGAUGCUAUGCCGUCAAGUAAUCUGAAACCGGAGAACGAGGAGGAAGAGCUUGACGAGAAGAAGAUCUACAGAACGACUUACAUGUUCAGUGCUACAAUGCCUCCUGGUGUAGAGCGGCUCGCUAGGAAGUACUUGAGGAACCCUGUUGUCGUCACCAUUGGUACUGCAGGGAAGACGACUGAUCUGAUCACGCAGCACGUGAUCAUGAUGAAAGAGUCGGAGAAGUUCUUCAGGUUGCAGAGACUGCUUGACGAGCUCGGAGAUAAAACCGCAAUCGUGUUUGUCAACACGAAGAAGAACGCCGAUUCCAUCGCUAAGAAUCUUGACAAGGCGGGGUACCGAGUCACGACUUUACACGGUGGGAAGUCGCAGGAGCAGAGAGAGAUCAGCUUGGAAGGUUUCAGAGCGAAGAGGUACAACGUUCUCGUGGCGACUGAUGUCGUAGGGCGUGGAAUCGAUAUCCCGGACGUGGCUCAUGUGAUAAACUAUGACAUGCCUAAGCAUAUAGAGAUGUAUACGCAUCGUAUCGGACGUACGGGACGUGCUGGGAAGAGCGGUGUUGCGACUUCGUUCUUGACGCUUCAUGAUACUGAGGUCUUUUAUGAUUUGAAGCAGAUGCUUGUUCAGAGCAACAGUGCGGUCCCUCCUGAGCUAGCGAGACAUGAGGCGUCCAGGUUCAAGCCAGGUACGGUUCCUGAUAGACCACCAAGGCAUAGUGACACUGUCUAUAUAAACUGA
Molecule: messenger RNA, 2169 nt
Organism: Microthlaspi erraticum
Lineage: Eukaryota; Viridiplantae; Streptophyta; Magnoliopsida; Brassicales; Brassicaceae
Source: the annotation of a GenBank genome assembly